CCCAAAGGGUCUCUAAAAAUAAGCACUUUGAUCACCAUGAUCAAAUCCAUCAAAACCUCCAGAGUCCUCCUCUGUCUCUCCAUCGUUUGCUUGCUAAGCAUCAAAACCAAAUCAACCCCAAAUUUCCUUUCAAUCGAUUGCCCAAACACAACCUCUUACACUCCCAACAGCAUAUACAAAACCAACCUCAACACCCUCUUCUCUUCCCUCUCCUCCAAUUCCACCUCCAUCAACGGCUUCUCCAACUCCACCGCCGGCCGCAACCCCCCCGACGUAGCCUACGGCCUCUUCCUCUGCCGCGGCGAUGUCACCACCGCCGUCUGUCAAGACUGCGUAACCUCUGCUACUAAAGAAGUAGUCCAACGUUGUCCCAAGUCGAAGAAUGUCAUAAUUUGGUACGACGAGUGCAUGUUACGAUACUCGAACGAGUCCAUCUUCUCCAAAUCCGAUGAAUCUACAGGAUUAAUUUUGAGGAAUACACAGAACUUUACGGACCAAACCCGUUUCAAAGAAAUCUUGGGAGGUGUAAUGGAUGACAUAGCAACUCGAGCUUCGAAUGGUGGGUCGGGUAAGAAAUUUGCGACUAGAGAAGCUAAUUUCUCGUCGCUUCAAAAGCUGUACGGGUUAGCGCAGUGCACGCCGGACUUGACUUUAUUGGAUUGCAACAAAUGUCUUCGAGAUGGUAUCUCGAAUUUUCCGAGUUGCUGUGAUGGAAAUCUGGGAGCGAGGGUUCUGUUUCCGAGUUGUAAUGUUAGGUAUGAGUCCUACCCUUUUUACAACGUCACCGCCACUGCUCCGCCGCCUCCACCACCGGCCCUUCCUCCACCAGUCCUUCCUUCUUCUCCGGGACCUUCGGCUAGUCGAGGAAAGGGAGGAAUCUCAUCGCAAGUACUCAUUGCCAUCAUUGUUCCAGUUGGAGCCUCUGUUUUGCUUUUCAUCAUAGUCUUUUGUUUCCUACGCAGGAAAGCAAAGACGAAACAUGAUGAUACUAAAGAAGAUAGUGCUGUGAAUGAAAUCACAACAGUUGAGUCCUUGCAAUAUGAUUUUGGUACUAUUCAAGCAGCCACAAACAACUUCUCUGAUGAUAACAAAAUUGGUGAAGGUGGAUUUGGUCAUGUCUACAAGGGUAAACUUAUUAAUGGAGAAGAGAUAGCUGUCAAGAGGCUAUCUCAAAACUCAGGGCAGGGUGGAGAAGAAUUCAAGAAUGAAGUUUUGCUGGUAGCCAAGCUUCAACAUAGAAAUCUAGUGAGACUACUAGGAUUUUGCUUGGAAGGAGAAGAGAAGAUGCUCAUUUAUGAAUUUAUGCCCAACAAAAGCCUUGACCGCAUUCUAUUUGAUUCACAAGAGCAUGGAAAAUUGGAUUGGCCAAAACGUUAUAAGAUUAUUGAAGGGAUAGCUCGAGGGAUGCUCUAUCUUCAUGAAGAUUCUCAACUUAGAAUUAUACACCGUGAUCUCAAAGCUAGUAAUAUUCUGUUAGAUGGGGCCAUGAACGCAAAAAUUUCAGAUUUCGGCAUGGCGAGGAUCUUCGGUGUGGAUCAAUCUCAAGGAAAUACAAAUAGAGUCGUUGGAACAUUCGGUUACAUGGCUCCGGAAUAUGCAAUGCAUGGACGGUUCUCCGUAAAGUCUGAUGUAUUUAGCUUCGGUGUCUUAGUUUUGGAGAUCAUAAGUGGCAAGAAAAUCAAUGACUUUGAUCAAUCAAACCACAUUGAGGACCUGCUUAGCUAUGCUUGGAAACUUUGGAAGAACGGAACACCAUUGAAAUUGAUGGAUCCAACUUUGGAAGCAUCGUAUUCAAGAAAUGAAGUCUCCAGAUGCAUCCAUAUUGGCUUGUUGUGUGUUCAAGAAGACCCAGAUGCUAGGCCCUCCAUGGCAACAGUAGUUUUGAUGCUUGACAGUUACACUAUUACCCUAGCAAUUCCUGAAGAACCUGCAUUAUUUUCUCCUCGUAAAACAGAGUCAAAUAUAGGACAAGGUGUAGAGGCAGAUCAAUGUACAAGUAAGUCAAUACCAUUGUCUAUGAAUGACGUAACAAUUUCUGAAUUAGACCCUAGAUAAUGUGAGAAGUCUAUGACAUAUCAAGGUUGACGGAUAAAUUUACAGUGUGAAAUUAAUACAAAUAAACUCAAACUAUAGUGGGUUAGUUAUAUUUUUAGUUCCAAAAUGUGAGUCUUAUGCUGU
Molecule: messenger RNA, 2178 nt
Organism: Camellia sinensis
Lineage: Eukaryota; Viridiplantae; Streptophyta; Magnoliopsida; Ericales; Theaceae
Source: RefSeq, a predicted model, not a curated record